This is a messenger RNA of Peronospora matthiolae, 1251 nucleotides long. NCBI's taxonomy places the organism in Eukaryota, Oomycota, Peronosporomycetes, Peronosporales, Peronosporaceae. The record is from the annotation of a GenBank genome assembly.
AUGUUCGUGGGCUACGAAGAAGUGUCGAAGGCGUAUCAAGUUUAUGACGUUGAGGCGGGGAAGAUGGUCGUCAGUCGUGAUGUCAACUUCGACGAAUCCACCUUUGGACUUCCACCACCGAUCACUGAUGAAGGUGCCGAUGACCUGGACUUCGAAUUGCUGGAUCUUGAUGACGAAGAGCUGCGUCAAAUGGAGUACAAGCAAACAGGCAAGCGCAAGAACCGACUCAAUGAUGAAGAUACAGCAGCUCCACGACCGCGUGCAGUGCGUCAACGACCAGGACUAGAAGAGUCAAGCGCGCCGGAAAACAACUCGUCACGCCAAGAAGAAGACGAAGAAACGAAGGAUUCUGGUGAUUCAACACCGCCUGUGUUUUGGCGUGCGAGUGCAAAUGCCGUUGAAGCAGCAUUAAACUUAUCAGAGCCCUCAACAUUUGAAGCAGCAGUAAGCGGCCCUGACCAAGCGCACUGGAGAAAAGCAAUUCAUGCAGAGCUCGAGUCAAUGCGACUUCGCGGUGUGUUUCGUGCAGCCAAGCUGCCCAACGGACAACGCGCCAUUGGCACAAAAUGGGUGUUCAAGAUCAAGCGCAAGGCGGAUGGGUCAAUCGAGAAGUACAAGGCACGACUUGUGGCCAAGGGUUUCCGCCAAAAGUACGGCAUCGACUACACAGAGACAUUUUCGCCUGUGGUCAAGUAUGUGACGCUGCGAAUGGAACAAGUGUUCUCUGUGAUUCCUGAAGGCGUCAACCUUGAUACGUCGUACUUCGACCCAUGUCUCUACAUCAAGACUUCGGACGGCCAUUGUGUGCUUGUACUGGUCGACGUGGAAGACGUCUUGGUGACUGGAAGCUCGCUCGAGCUAAUUACACGAAACAAGAACGACCUGAAGACACGUUUUGAGAUGACAGACAGCGGCAAAUGUGCAUUUGUUCUUGGGAUCGAGCUUUUGGACGGUGAAGGUGGCAGUGUGACUCUGUGUCAGCGCCAUUAUGUCGAUGAUAUCCUCAAGCGCUUUGGAAUGGAGGAGUGCAAGGCUGUGGCGAGUCCUGUGGAUGUCAGUUCUCGACUGAUGUCAAGCAGCACUGCGAGCAAGAUCGAUGUUCCAUUCCGUGAAGCUGUUGGUGCUUUGAUGCAUCUGACGACUGCAAAACGACCGGACAUUGCCUAUGCUGUGAGCUUUGUGUCGCGCUUCAUGAAGAUUCCCCAAGAAGAACACUGGGUUGCGGUCAAGCGCAUCUUUCGCUACCUAUAA